Messenger RNA from Dendrobium catenatum, 779 nucleotides. Its product is annotated as ABC transporter G family member 6-like. Gene Ontology annotation, cellular component: membrane. Gene Ontology annotation, molecular function: ABC-type transporter activity. The transcript has a single exon. The annotation marks the transcript as partial. Lineage: Eukaryota; Viridiplantae; Streptophyta; Magnoliopsida; Asparagales; Orchidaceae. The record is from RefSeq and is a predicted model, not a curated record.
AGCGCUAAGUUGGCGCAGUUCACCAAUCCCUUCUACGUCGAGCUCUCCAUCCUUACUCGACGCUCCUUCACCAACACCUGGCGCAUGCCUGAGAUCUUCUUCAUGCGGCUCGGCACCAUUUUAGUCACCGGAGGCAUCUUCGCCACCUUCUUCUUCCGGCUCGACUUGUCUCCCCGCGGCGUGCAAGAGCGUUUCGGCUUCUUCGCUCUCGCCAUGUCAACCAUAUACUACACCUGCACCGACUCCCUCCCCGUCUUCCUUCAAGAGCUCUACAUCUUCUUCCGCGAGACAGCAUACAACUCCUACCGCCGCUCCUCCUACGUCCUAUCCAACUCCCUCGUCGCCCUCCCCUCUUUCUUCAUUCUGUCCCUCGCCUUUGCUUCCGCUACGUUCACAGGAGUCGGGCUCGCUAACGGCCCCUCGGGCUUCCUCUUCUACUUUCUUAUCAUUCUAGCAUCUUUCUGGGCUGGGAGCGGCUUUGUCUCCUUUCUCUCCGCUAUCGUCUCCCAGCUCAUGCUUGGCUACUUCGCCGUCGUCGCCAUGUUGGGCUACUUCCUCCUCUUCAGCGGUUUCUUCAUCAACCGUAACAGAAUUCCAGACUACUGGAUAUGGUUUCACUACCUGUCGCUGGUGAAGUAUUCAUAUGAGGGGGUUCUGCAAAAUGAAUUUGGGGAAGGUGGAAAGUGUUUUGUUAGAGGAGUGCAGAUAUUUGAUACAACGCCGCUGGGGGAGAUGGCAGAGAGGGUGAAGGAGGGGGUGUUAAUGGCAGCUGGAAGAGC